UCUUACUGUGUUAAUGCUUAAACUUAUUCUUUGUAUAUAACAUGUUGUUACCUAUGCUUUCUUUUUAUUCCACAGUUGGAUUAUCCACUAGUUUGUACCUGAACCCCAUGAAGUUGAGGCACUACUUUAUAAUAUUUUACCAGUUUCAUUGUCUCUCUGAAUGCCUCUGCAGUGCGAUUUCAGGCCCAGGCCAGCAGGUCAGGCUUCACAGUAGAAUGUAGCUGUUUGGAGUGUGUCAGGAAUGUUUACAGGUGCUAGACUGUCCUCAUUGUUCAGAAAGAGCAAAUAAUGAAACAUAGCUGGUUCAUGUGAACCCUGUUAUACGGGGAAAUAGACUUGAAAUUAUCAUAAGAAUCACUGGUUUGUUCAGUUUUCAAUGACAUUUCUUUCUAAAAAUACAAAGUAUUUAUUGAAAGUGUGUGCAUUCUGUAAAUUGUUCCUUAAUAUACUAACUUAUUGUAUGUGAGCAUUGAUUCUGUGUAUGCAGAGCAUUGAUAUAUUAAAAUGGAAGUUGCAAAAUUAUUCUACUUGCAAUUGUAAUGACCACUAACUUUUCGGUUACCCCUUUCAAAAACUGUUUCUAUGUUGUUACGCAAGUAAGUUCUUCAAAAUUACUCAUAGAAAACUAUGUAUAUUAUGAAUAAGGAAUCAACAAAAGUAUUUGAAACCUAGAACAUACACAAUAUAUAGGGUUUUUUUUUUAACAUCUGCUAUGUUUACCUAUGUUGUCACAAAAAUGUGGCAGCCUAAAGGACAUGUCCAUACUAACUAUCUAGUUAAAAGGUGGGGGACAAGGUGCAACAAUUGUCCUUAAGGACAGACCUUGGCUGAGAAAAUGGGAACAUUAUAGCAAAGCACCUGGCAGCAUUUCUUAAGUGACAUCAAGGGACCCUUAGACCAAUGCAAAUUUAGCCAAGGGUUUCUUCCUUAUCAUCAACAACUGCCUGUGCCUCUAAUACUCAUGCACAGCUAUAGAUGAAAAAUGUUGGAAGUACAAACCACAAGAUGGCACGCACAUAAGAUGGCGUUGCCCAGGGAAAGAAGAUGCCGCAUUGCGGUGCAGUGACGCAUGGUGUGGCGCCAAAUUCAAACUUUAAAAGACGCCAAAAGGCUAUAAUAACUACCCGUGGAUAGGUUUUGUUUUGUACGUUCCUGGGUGUACAUUUCUUCUUCAUUAUAAGACUGAUUCCUGAUCUUGACCUUGGCUUUUCCUCCUGACUACUAAUCUCUGCUGCCUGUACUGACCAUCUGCCUGGAUACGACCACCAACUUGUUUAACCCUUCGGAUACCCUGCUUGGAUCCAGUGACCCCUUUUGGCUUCCUCCUUGGUCCCGACUUCUACAUCUGAGCCGGGAAGGCAGACAGCUGGAAAUUCUCUGACACACCAAACACUGCCUAGAAACCUCCUGUGAUUCCAAGCAGAUGGCGCAACCAUUACAGAACUUGUUGAUCCUAUUAUGUGCCCUUCUACCAAAGUACACUGAUGCUUUUUCAAAUGGGAAAGUUACAAGUGUUUGUGCCUCAAUGCUUCCUUCUCAUGGUGCUGCACCUCAAGCCAGCGACCCUCCCUAUACUUUGGUCUCAUCAAAAGACACCUACAAUCAUGGAGAAAAAAUCACAGUCAGUCUCUCAACUACAGCAACUAACAUGAUAAAAGGUUUCCUGGUUCAAGCUCGGACAACAAAUGGUGAUACUCUAGUUGGUUCCUUUGAAGUCAGCAACCCAGAUGUUCAGACACUGGACUGUACUAACCCUGCAGAUGCAGUCAGUCACACUGGUUCCACCUCCAAAUCAAAUAUACAGGUGAUGUGGAAGGCCCCUGACGUACUGACUGGAAAUAUAAUGUUUAGGGCCACUGUUGUGAAAAGUGAGAAGACAUUCUGGACAAAUGUUGUCAGCAAAGCACUAACCUAUAAUGCAGAGUCGAACAGUACAGUCACAGGUGUAAAUGGUACAGCCACAGGCGGAAGUGGUACAGGAACAACUUCACUGGGUUCUCCUAACAGUGGAUCCAGACUCUCUGAUCCCUUCACGUUUGUGCUCAUGUUGGGUAUUCUGACUGUGAUCGCUUUUCUCCUUGGAAUCUGAAGAUCAAACCAAAUAUUUGAAACAUUUAGAAAACGAAAUUGUUAUGUAAAAUGAGCACUGUUAUACUAUAUAAGCAAGGUUGCAUUUUCCUAUUAAUAAUAACUGGACACAGCUUACACAACUUCUGAUUUCUGUUUAUUUUUGCUUUUACCUAAGGAAACUACUGCAGACAAAAUACUGACCCCCCCUGUGUCACUGGCCUUUAGACCACUAAAUACUAAUGUAACUACCAAUAAACUGAGCAAUCGUGUAACUUGCUCCUUGUUGACAAUAAGGCAAUAAAUGAUUUGCACAGGGUUCACAUUCAGAUUAUAUGCAUUUGUAUUUCCCAAAUGCCUUGGUACACAUAUCAGGUUAUUGUAAAUGCUAUAUUUCAUGGUGUUUACUUUUGAGUAACUGAGUACUUUUAUUAAUCUCAACAGUUAUUCCUUCUGAAUAUAUUUCUCAAGUAAAACCUUUAAACUCGUUGUUGUACAAUGAUACACCAGUAUUACCAGUGCAGCACAACAGUACAUUAUAUUUUCAUUACUUUAGGACACUAAUUUUUUUAAAUGAAUUCUGCCACUUCUUUCUGGGUAGUUUUAGGCAGACCAUCUUGUACUUUGUAAAGAGCCUGUAUGGGGUGUAUAGUGGUGUGAGAUCUGUUGGGCAUCUAUGUUCAAGGUAACAUAUGUGAAUGGGUGUAGUAUUUUUAAUUAUGUUAGAAAAUAUUUAGUGCAUUUGUCCCCUAAAUUUUAUGUUUUCUGUUAAAUAUAUUUUAUUUAAUUUAACAUAAACAAAAAAAAAAUUAAUGUGACAGCAUAUAUUAAGCAGAUUUAGAGAAUGGUUUUCUGUUUAUACAUAAGAUAAGCCUUGUAGGUAUAUAACGUUUUAGCUGUAGUAUUUUUUACUUCCAAAGAGCUUUUUUUUUACACUUGAAUCGUAUGGGCAUGUGUCUCUCUUGAACCUAAAUAAGUACAGCAUGAUGCAUGUAACUAUAUUUCUACUUAUAAGUUUUUAUUUGAACAGCUGUUGAUGAUCUGGCACCAGUCUUCAACAUUUUAAAUGUUUCUGAUAGCAGAUGUUUUAUCUAAGCCAAGUUCCAAGGGCCACAUGGUGUUUUUGAGAAGAGAAUGAAUCAUAAUGACUCUGCAUUAUUAUACCUGCAGUUUUAUGUUUUUACUUUUCAUAACAGUCAUCUGUUUGAGAUGAUUCUGGUCCAAUUUAUUCUUUAUAAAGCAAUAGUAAACAUAGUAACAUAAGUCUUACUAUAACUGGUUUAUGCUGUGCUGCAAUGUAGUGAGCACCCCAGGAACAGCAGUGUGCAAAAGGGCAGCAAUUUCAACCUGAGUCAUUUCUUUUAUGGUAUUCAAAAUACAAUAUCUAAUACAAACUUAAAGGGGAAGUAAAGUCUAAAAUAAAAUAGGGCUAGAAAUUCUGUAUUUUGUAUACAAAACAAAAACAUGAACUUACAAUCGAACAAAUAAUUCAUGCUUUACAAAGUUGUCAGCAGGGGGUCACUGUCUUGUAAUUUUUUUAAACAUCUUUGCAAGACCAAGACUGUGCACAUGCUCAGUGUG
Xenopus laevis (African clawed frog) is the source of this 3648-nucleotide messenger RNA. RefSeq names its product putative defense protein 3. Lineage: Eukaryota; Metazoa; Chordata; Amphibia; Anura; Pipidae. The transcript has 7 exons. The record is from RefSeq and is a predicted model, not a curated record. The coding region runs from base 1424 to 2089 and encodes 221 amino acids.